CCUCUAUCCAUCUAAGCGUCUUACGCCCAGCCAAUCUUAACCAGUGCUCCAAUGUCGGUGCCCGCGAGGCUAUCCGUAUUUCACAGAUGGCAGGGGGGUAUCCAGCUGAGACCUCCCUCGUGUAUAAUAUCGUCGCGGGGAUCCACCAAUCUUUGAUUCGAAGCCCAGGUAGCAUCCUCCUCAUCCAGUAUUGCCAACAACAACACAAGUUGAGAGAAGAGAAGAUGGCACUUCGCCAGCCCACCACCACGCUCGCGUUGUCGACCACUUUCACAGCUCCCGCAUCAUGCGCGGCCACGCACAACAUCGACAUCCUGCCCUCGCCAGGUUUUCUCAUCUACUGGAACGAGCCGUUCCCCGCGCCCGGGGUGACUGCCAGCGGAUGCUAUCCCAAGGAAUUUCUGAAGAGUUACACCGCAGUGUCGCCGAGCGCUGCGCGCGCGCUGGGAAGCUCUGUGGUGCCGGCUAUGAGCCCGCUGGCUUGUCCAGACAAGUGGUGCACGGCAUAUGCGGGCAAUGACAACUAUUUGGCAUGCUGUCCUGAGUGAGUAGCCGCUCUCUCUUCCCUUUUGUGCUUCCUGCUCUGCUCGAUCGAUUCUCUAGCAUCUACAGAUCACAUGACGCACGCGUGACAGACCAAGAACCUCCGCUACCAAGUACACAUACUGAGUAAACUUUCCAUCAGAU
Paraphaeosphaeria sporulosa is the source of this 687-nucleotide messenger RNA. RefSeq lists its product as uncharacterized. The record is from RefSeq and is a predicted model, not a curated record. The transcript has a single exon. Bases 87 to 548 code for a protein of 153 amino acids. Lineage: Eukaryota; Fungi; Ascomycota; Dothideomycetes; Pleosporales; Didymosphaeriaceae.